AUGUGUGAAAUCCUGCUACACGUGUCAAGAAACCUUUACCAACAUGAUCUGAAGAAGACAAGAAUAUACAAUUCACUUUACAGGUAUGUGUUCUAUGACACUUUCAAUCUUCUGUCAGAUGUAUUUUUUUUUUUGUUAUAAUUCACAAAGGUUUCUCAUCACUGUGAAUGUGUGGCCUUUGGUGAAUAAUGUUCACAUUGCAGUUCAUGACAGAUAAAUCUCUGGUCAUCUUUCACACAACGUCAUCAACAUUUCACGAUCCAUCACUUAUGGUGCUUAAUUCCCAUGUUGAAGUCCAAUGAUAUGUCACAAACGUGCAUCCUAUGUCCAUUGCCACAACUUUCCUUUGUGUUCUUUUUUCUUACAACUUCAUCAAUAGCUUAUGCACAGACAAUAUUUUUGUCAGUAAUUGCUUUGCAUUUGUUUUCUUUGUUUAUUUUUUAAAUAUUUAUAAAUUGAUUCAAGUCACCAGCUCACAAGAAACCAUUUCAAGUUACUACCAUGCAAGAAAAUAAGAGAAGAUUAGAUGUGGCUGCAGGCUCAGAUGACAAAGGUAAUUUCACUUUUUAUUAAAUAAUGUAAAAUUCUGUAAAUGCCCAUUCCCCCCCUCCUUUAUUGGAAUACUGUAUACCCCCAACCCACCCCUCAUUAGAAUAUAGUGAAUACACUGCAUAAAGUACCAGGGCUCGAAAAAAGUCCCGUCUGGGGCAAGUAACUUUUUAAAUUCACUUGCCCUAUGGGCAAGGGUCUAAGCAAGUCAUCUUCCAACGAAAUCAUUAACUAAGACGAGCAAGAAGUGGCCCAGGCCAAGCAACAUUUGAGAGCUGCUUGCCCAAAGGACAGGCAGGAAUUGAAGUUUAGUCGAGCCCUGAGUACGUAUAUCUAUCUUGAAUACACCAGUAACCAGGCCAUCUGAUAAGGUGCGAUAAAAAAUCAGAAAUUCCGUGAUAUUUUCCGGGUAGAUUGUGCGAUAAGAAAGGACUACUAUGCGAUAAAUUGUCCGAUUUUUUCAGGGCUAAUUUACAUUGUUUUACCAGGUUUCAAAGGAGAAAAACCACUUUAAUGUUGUUUAACGGGCAGUUUGAAUGUAAAGGAAUAAUAAAAUAUCUAUUUUAAAACAAAGUAGUUAAAUUUGUCCGAUUAUUUUGACCCGCAAAAGAAAAAGGACACUUGCUUAAUAUUACAUGACGCCCUUACACCGCUUCAGCAGAUUUUUCCGUGAAUUUGCCCCUGAAAAUCCUGUGAAAUUUUGCUUUUUUUCUGCGAAAUAUCAGAAGCCUGUAUUUAUGGCUCCUAAUAACACCUUUCAAUAAAUAUUGGUGGUUUUUAGUUUUGAAAAAGAUGGAUGAUUGGCAUUGAAACCGUCGACUUAUAUACUGAACUAUUUGGCUAUUUUUAACAAACUGUUAAGAUUUAUUUGAUACAAAUAAUUAUUCUAGCCGAAUGGAUUUCUUCAAGGGCUGCUGGCAGUCUGCAUCGAGGAUAGCAAUAGCUCUUUGACAACAGGAUAGUGAAAUUUGGUUUUCACUGGAAGAUAUGUUCCAGUUUUCGAUUCUGUUUCAUGUUAGAGGUUUUGUUCUUAAGAAGGGGAAGAAAUUCUGAAGAACAAAUUACGAUCAUCAGUGCACUCCCUGCCUACCACCCAAAAUAAUAUUAAUAACCAUCCCUGUUGCUAAUUUAGGCAUUUACAUAAAAUACAAGCAAUUUAUUUCAUAUUGCACUAGUAGCAAAAUUAGCCAGGUUAAUUUAAGAGCGACGGUCAGGAAAUAACGACCAUCGAGUGGCAAGAGUUGAAAAAUCGAUUUCCUUCAUUUUUUGUCCAAAAAUAGCUUUUUGUUAGAUAAGUAAUCUGAUGUAAGUUGUUCUCGCAAAAAGCAUUUUAUUUUUGAGAAAAGUAAAAAAUUAUAUUAGUUUUCGUGGUGGGAGUCUCAAAGUGGCCGUAUUUUCAACCCGAAAUUUGCAAACAUCAACUCUCCUUGCGUUCGCACAUAAAGGCGCAAGGAGAAAUUUGAACACUUUCCAUCAACUUUCCAUCUUCUUCUUUCACUAGAAGAUACUUUCAAAGCAAUAUCAAGACUCGUUGAACUGACAUAGUUAAAACAUAGGCACGUUAAACGUGCAUGAGCUAUUUUGAAUGCUUUAGUGUAACUUUAAUGCUUCAGUGUAACCUUGCGAAGAGUGAUGACUCUACCUUUUUCGUCCUAAAUGUAGACUGGGUUUUUGUGCAAAACUGGGUAUUGCCAUACAUAAAUGAAAACGCAAAACGCUCAGCUGCGUCGAUCCUCAAGCCUUUUUUAAGGCAUUGGUUACAAAACGAAACAGGUCCUCAUACGUUCAAGUUGUUAUAAUUAUUGUGAAAAGCCAAUCUGCAUGAGAUGUACAGUCUUACAACUGGCACGUGAAAGUGUUGGACUUUGCCCCCUUUCGUGGUUCAUACAUGAGGGAAUUUGAGUUAUCACACGGUAAUCUAGUAAACAGAAUUAUAAAAAAUAACUCAUGCACACAAUUUGCACGUGAAGAUGUGGGUCUUUGGCCCUUUUACAAUUCGUAUGUAAAAAAACGCACAUUGUUUACUACAAAAUUUUCUCAACGAUCUUAAGAAAUCACCUCGGCUUCAUUACAACAUCUGCAGUUAAAUUAUGUUUCGUGCAACGUCAAGGUUGAUAGCCUAACAUUUAUUAACUUCCAAGAAAAUUAUCAAACUGCCGAAAUAUACUUCUGCUCAUAUCAUGUUACUCCACUCAAUAAUACAGUAUCUAAUUAUUGUGUCAACUAGCUUCUUCCAAUUUUAUUCUCUAACACUACUGUUUCUACUUAAGUUCAGGGUCCGAAAUUGCGCCUUCCUGGUCGCCAAUGCGACUGAAAAUUUAGUCCUGGCGACCAGAAUUUCAUAGCUGGUUGCCAGCUAGCGACUUGUAAAGCUGGUUGUUAUUGUGGACUUAAACGUUCGGAGAAACUGAUUAAGAAUUGAAACCUCGAAAAGCUAUUUGCCAACAGGUGUCUUCGUUUUUGUCCUGCUGAUAUUUUUUAAUUAAAAGGGAAAUGAAUCUCCCUGUAAUAAUACCUCCACAACAGCUACGAUCAAUACGAGUUGAACGUUUCCAAGCCGCCAUUAAGAGUAAUGUGGCACAAAAAAAUGUGGCCUGGUACGAGCAACAUGCCGGCUAUGUUUCGUGGUUGUUUUGUGGAUUGUUUUGUGGUAGUUAUCGGAAGAAAAUAGUUUUGAUAUGAUCCGGUACAGUCAUGGGCAGACAGCUUUCUGUUCCUACGUUCUAGAUCAGAUGGCUUUACAUGUAUAUCUCCAAAAAGUAAUUUGUGGAAAAAAUGAGACUUCACUCGUACACGUACGGUUUCUUUCUGGUAUCGGGAGCGGAAGUAUUGCAAUUUUUAAGCACAAAAACGUCCAUACCAUGCAUUUUUUAUUCGUGUUUAAACUUUUAUUUGAAAAAAAGGGAGGGGGAAUUUUUGGCGACCACAAUUUGCCCUCUGGCGACCAAAAAUUUAUACUUGAUCACCAGUUGGCGCUCGUAUUAAAAAGUUAAUUUCGGACCCUGAAGUUACUCAUCUUUACUAAAUAAAAUACAUUUCAACAACUAUAAUGCUUAGUAUGCAGGAAGGAUGUAUCAUGUUGUUCACUUAUUUUUUUGUUUUGUUUUUUGUUUUGACAGAACGGAAAAGGUCUUUGAACUUUGUAAGCGAGAGAAUAAUAUUUUUAAAGCUUGUUUACAGGAUUAACAAUACUCGGUACAGCUUUAAAAAAAAUAAGCUGCCUUUCAAACUUGUAAAACCACAUUUUAUAGGCUGCAUACUUUCAAAUUAAAGUCCAUAUCUUGAAGCAGGUGAGACACAACUCAAAAAUACGUGCCUCAGUACCGUUCGUGAUAGCCGAAUUCGGUCAGAAAUGUCUUGAAAUAGCAUCAAUGCUAAAAUAUGAACCCUUAAACAGCUGCAUCACUGUACACAGCGUUUGAAUCAUGAAGAUAUUUAAUAUAAUGUUUCCAAACACCUGUAGCCAUAAUAAAAGACAAAAAAAUUGUGAAGAAUCAAGAUGGCGGUCUCAAAGUGCCCUUGUUCGACCUUUAGCAAUGCCAAGAUCUCAUUGGUUCCUAAGCAUCAACUCAUAGUACCUUUGACCUUAUUGGCUCUUGCAACAAACAUCCGAACAUACAAAGAUACAAAGAUAUAAAGUUACAAAGUUACAAAGAUACAAAGCCACAAAGAUACAUACGCUCACACCACUGACAUAUCAGCUAUUUUUUCAAAAUAGCUCAAAAACGAAGAACAGGUUUUUACGGUGACAAAAACUUUAAUUUAGUAGUUGUUUUCUGCGGCAUUAUUUUUCCUGUGGUAUAGCUCCAAAUUUUCCCAGUCCUGGUUUAUUCACACAUUUAGACAUUCAUCCAAAGCAUACCUGAGAACUGGCUUGGGUUCCUGAAGGCAGCCUCCAAACGAAAGCAUCGAAGUCCGGUAAAUAUAGUGAAGCAUGACCAAACUAACUUAUUUAACGGCACCAGGUUUCCUCGAUCGUGAAGUAACAAGAAGAAAUAUCUUCCUGUUCCCUCAUCCUUAGCGAAUUACCAUUGUUAAAGUCCUUAUUUUUCAAUAAAAAGUGAGUACCAGAAUACUAGCGCGUUUGAUUUUUCUUCUUCAAAACUGACUUUCGGCAUCGAAAAUGUUACUCUUUCAAGAAUUCCGUUGCGUUACUACCUUGAUUCCGUGACUGUCAUUUUGACAGCUCCGUGUCUUCAAAUGUAUGUUAUGUCACGUGCAGUCAGGAAAGAGGUUGUCACGCAUUGUCGCCGGCUGGUAGAGUUCAGUGUUUCAAAGUGGCUAAAAUUGACCCAGUUUCACCUUUUUACCCCAUUAUUUGGAUGAAAAAAGCAACUUUGCAAUGGGAAAACUCACAAGAAGUACGAAAAACGAGCCUUUAGGCUGUAAAUAUCUACUUUUGUGUGUUUCGAAAUUGGAAGUGUUUACACAAUUACUGCCGGCCUACAAUGAAAAUUCCUGAACUUCGAUGCUGUCUUACACAGAUUUCCUUUAAUAACCCAAGCCAAUUCCCAGGUAUGUUUUAAGUGAAUGUCCAAAUGUGUGAUUUAAAUAGCAUGAAGAGAAUUUGGAGUUUUACCACAUGUUAAAUAUUGCUGUUGAAAAUGAGUAAUGAACUUAAGUUUUUGUCAUCCUGAAAACCUAUCCCUCAUUUUUUAAUUAUUUCAGUACGACGAGCUUCGCUAUUGCCCUGAAAGUAUCUUUUAGUGGAAGAAGAAGAAUUUUUCUGUUCACUGAAAGUGUCCAAAUUUCUCCAUGCGGCUUAAAAAUUAGGGCUGUCUGAAACUCCAACAUCGAAAACCGAUCUUCUAAUUUUUCUCACAAAUAAAAGGCUUUUGGCAGGAACAAUCUACAUUAGGUUGCUUAUCUACCUAACAGCUAUCUAUGAACAAAAAAUGAAAGGAAUUGAGUUUUCAACUCUUGCCAUGAAAUGAAGAUUUUGGUCAAUUUUUAAUUUCCUGACCGUCGCUCUUAAAUGCUUUUUCUUUUCUCUUGGACUAGCUAUAUUGACUCUAUUUGCAGCCUGCUACUAGCACAUUAUUAUUAAUAUUAUCAGUAAUUAUUAUUAUUAUUAUUAUUAGGCAGGAACCCAUCAAAUGGAGCCUCCAUCUCCAUUAACUUCUUGAGUCAACCCUUUCCCGAGUAAUAGAUUUAUAAAUAGAACAGCUUGUUUCCCACGAAAAUUUUUAAAAACCUUAGAAAACUAGAAAUUUGAUUAAUAUUGAGUCAUUUAGCCGAAAUAAUAACCUUAACGCUUAAAAAAAUUGGCUAAAGAAAACGAAUCCUGUCACAACUUCAUGACUGCAGGUAGUAGUUAAUCAUUAUGCAUGUAACAGACCAGCUUCAUGGUCUCUUAAUGUGAGACAAGCAACCAAAAUUAAGAUUAACAUAGGCAGAUUUUAAAACUCUCCACAGUGUAAUCUACCAGCUAGAAAGAAAAGAAAGAAAAUCUCUGAGGGAUGAAAACGCUAAAGUCACAUUUCACUAGGUUAUAAUUGUGUUUGGCCUGUCAACACCGAAUUUCCUGUUGUUGUACAAUAGCAGUGUCAUUUCGUCAUUGUGAUUGGCUCUUCCCACCGUUGGCGCGCGAAGUCUCCCCUGGGAACUGUCUAAUUAUAAAUCUACUCGGGAAGGGGUAGGCUCUAAGGGCUUGUAUGGAAGAUGGAGGUUCCAUUUUAUGGGCUCCUGUAUUAGGUAAGAAUACUAACCUUGUCUCGCACCAAUGUGAUUUGGGUUCCAUUCCUGCUGUUGUUGGUUUUUUCCCCCACUCUGCAAGGUUUUUCUCUAGGUACUCUGGUUUUCCCUUCUCCUUAUUUUCAAAUUUAACUCAUUAAUAACUUAUAAAAACUGUAGAAUUUAUUGUUUAAUGAGUGUCUUGAUAUCUGACAAAGACACGGCUAUUAAAACUUUAGUAAAUCUAAUUUUUGGACCAAAAUAACCCCAAAUCUAAAUUAUAUUAGUGCAAGAAUGAGUUGAACUAUAUCAGAGAUUUUGAAGCCGUUCACAAAACUUGCAGUCAUGUUUUGCCUCAAUACACUCCUGCUCAACAGUACUAAACCAACACUUUUAAAUUCUAAUUUUACCAGGAACUCAUUAACACUUUCAAACGAGUUUCUCUGAGCUCCCAAGUGUCAAAUUAUUUAUUAUCUAUUAGUAACUAAUUGCUUUGUUUAUUUAUAUUCAUGCACUGAUCAGGAUCCAAGAUAUUCAAAUCUUCGCAGGAUACAACAAGCACAUCAGAGGGUAGUGACAGCAAUACACCCCAGCUUACUACUGAUAUCAAGUCUUCUUCAAGAAAUGACACUAGGGACCCUCCUGAGCUUAAUAAAGUUCUGCCAUCCUUGGCUGACAUUAAGGCAAUAACCAAGCCAUCAAAAGAUGCUGAUCUGCCUGUUGAUAUUAUGUUACUUACAGUUACAAACUGUGAGUUCUUAGCUUGUUACAGUGAGCUAAAAAACCCCUAUAGAUGUUGGUUUGAUGGUCUUGGCUAUGUUUACUUUUCUGAUGUGGGUGAAAGUCAAGAAGAGCUGAAAGUUGCAUUAUUAAGAUGUUACAGAAAUGGUAUUGGUCCUGGUGGUGCUCUUGUGUCUGUAAAGAAUGCUGCCUCUGUGCUUAGACCCAAAGCAGUUAUUUCUGUGGGCACAUGUAGUGGCCUCAACCCUGCAAAAUCCAAGUUAGGAGAUGUUGUUGUAUCUGCCAAAUUAGCAACGUAUGCAUCAAAGGUAGUGACCAACAAUCAAGAGCAGUCAACUGGCAUGAGAAGUUAUGUGAGCAAACGCUUUCUGGAUGUCAUUAAGAAUUGUGCUGAUGGCUGGCAAGCUCCUUUUGAGAACCCUGAAACACAUCAAGUUCAAGUUUAUACUGAUGCAGAGUUUCUAAGUGGACCAGAACAAGUCAGAGCUGAGUGGCGACGUGACCAACUUGCUGAAACCAGUCCUCAGGCAAUGGCAAUAGAAAAUGAAGGAGAAGGUGAGUUGACUUUUUAAUAUGCAGCUAGUCUUAGGAGGUGUAUGCAGUCAGGUCUCUUUUAACUCUGUAGAUAAGUUUGUUGCUUUUGAUUCAGUGUUCAUUUCAAGGCAUUGUUUGAUUGUUUGCUUGUUUGGUAAUAAUAUGCUGUAAAGAUGCGCCGGCUCCCAAUGUAUGGGUCAUCAUUUCUCAGUUGUUAGAGCUCUGUCUUGUUAACACAGAGGCCAUGGGUUCACAUUCUGUCUUAUCCCCUUGCAAUAUUUUCAGGUCGAUUUGGCAAUAAAAAUACUUACAUGUAGAUUUCUGCUACAUGAACAACAAUUUUUCAAUGAUAAUAUCUGCAAAUUUAAACCCAUUGGCAAGGAUAGGUGUGGGGAAGGUACCUAGUGAAACUGGAGCAAGCCUGGAAGGUAACCAUGACAACCCUGUGAGCAACACCCUCUUAGCACUGUCACUGAGACUUUCAGUGGAGAAAUUAUGCAGAUACUCACAAAACACAGACAUGUGAAGGGAAGGGAGGGCUGGGAGCAAAAACAGCUUAGCUACUGCAUGUGAAAGCACCAUAGUAACAUGAGCAAAAUUAUUGACUUUAGGGAAAGGGCUGUAAAUAUUAAUAUGCUAAAGUCCAAGACCACCCAAGAUAUGAUUAGUGAUGGAGACCCGUACCUAAAUUACCUGUUACCACAUUUAAACCCAUUGGCAAUAGAUGGGUGUAGGGAAGGCACAUGGCACAAACAGGGGAGUCACUGGACCCUUGCGGGUACUUCCUUUUAAGAGGCUAAUAGCGAUGUGUGCUGGAUAGGGUCACAUUUUCACAACUUGAUUGAUUAUAGUGGGGUUCCUUUUUCUAAAGAGUUACUAGAAUGGAGUCGCACAUUUUCUGAUUUUGGGGUUAAGACAGUUUUUCAUAAUGUAGGUUAACAAACUUACCAGAAUGUUUGUACUGCAGGUGAAAAGUAAAGUGUUCUUCAUAGAUACAUAGAUAGGUAGAUACAUCAAUCAAAAGUGACUAUAAUAGUAAUGGUCACAUGUUUGCCCAAAAGUGACUGAGAUGGGUCUCUAAUAGGCCAGAGAAUAGACUUUAAUGGGGUAGGGGCUCUGAGAGGCCAGCCACACAUACCCAGCAAAAAUUAGCCUAAGUACGCCCCCCCCUCCCCCGUCUCCGGCCACUGGCCCAAGUUUCCCCUAAGGGCAUUUAGCACCAACCCCAAACUCCCUUGCAAUAAAAACUAAAGAAAAGCAACUCACCACUGAAGAAGAAUAGAGGUCCUAAUACCUGCCUGAAGCAUGUCUACAAGAACAAAAGUGCAAAUUGUUUACAGUGUAUAACCGCAAUCCAAACUGACACAACUGAGAAGGAGGUGGUACAUGUAGAUAUUUCCAAAUUUCACAUCCUCUACAUUCUUCAUCCAUCUUCAAUUCCAGUUUGUUUCGGUUUUUCUUUUUUAGAUUUGCAAAAAAAUAAUGUAAGCUAUAUUGAUGUAGGACUGUCUUCAACUCAUGUGACACUUUUUUUGUUGUUCUAUAGGAGUGUUUACAGCAGCAUUUGACUGUCAAAUUGAGUGGUUAAUUGUGAAAGGGAUAGCUGAUUAUGCAGAUGGUUCUCAGUUGCCUUCAGAGAGUUGGUUUUCCUGUGCCAGUGUGAUGGCAGCAUCUCUUGUUGCACACAUUUUGAGUGAGCCCUGUGUUUUUUAUUCAUGGCCUCAUUACCAAGGUAAAUAUUUCUCAUAAUGUUAUGUCCCUUUUUGGCAUGUUGUUUUACGGAAACUAGGGAUGUGUUACAGUGUACUUCCUUGAUGCCGUCAUAAGGUCAACACUGCAUUACGGGGUAGGUGCCACACAUAACAUCUUUUUAAUUAGAUUUAAUUAUAUUAGUGUAGCUUAUUGUUGUGGUUUCUUCAAGGAACCUACAAACUGUAAGAACAUUGAUUAGAAGAGACCUCUUGUCAUUUUAAACCAAAAAGAGAUUAAAGUACAGUCUUGUAACUGAACCAAAAAAGUUGUGGAUUUUGUUGUUAAAUUGGGUCCCAAUUAGAAGAACCUUUUUAGGUUGAACAACCGCCACCAAGUGUUCUUAGCUGAUGAGUCAGUUUUUCCAGCAGUUGUAUUGAGCUGACCACAAAGCUACAUGUGCAUAUGUUGUGGUUCAAUUUUAUCCCUGGUUUAAAUUUUAUUUCCCUUUGUUUUGGGGUAUGGUAAUGUAUGAUAAUGACCCCCAAAACAAUGGGAAAUAAAAUUUAAACCAGGGAUAAAAUUGAACCACAACAUAUAUAUUUUUGUUUUCUUUUUUUAACUGUUAAAACUUUACUAGUCUUGAUAUGCACUUCUAGUGACAUUAUUAGUAGCAGUUUUUUCUAGUAGAUUUCUUGAAUGUAACUGAGAGAUGUCUUUUUGUUGAAGAUGUAUCAGAGCAGAGCUCAGCCAGCAGAUCAAAGGAACAGUUACCAAGGCCCUCAGGUACCAAUUUAUGGCUCCAGUCCACACGAAUCCAGAUAUUUUUUGAAAACACAUAUUUUAAUGAGCGUAUUCACUGGUUUGGUGUUGGAGGAAGGCCACCUUGUGAUGAAGGAAGUGUGCAGUUUCGGAAAUAUCCAGAUUUGUGUGGACAGGGUCUUUGUUUAAUGCUACAUGUACAUGUAAGCAAUCCAACAUGUUACUAGUUUAAGGUACAUUUUCCGCUCAUUUUCCCUUCCUCUUGUUGUUUUUCUCUUGUUUCUUGUUGUCUUGUUUCUUUCACAUUUUUCUCUUGUUUUUGGUUUUAAUUUUUUUUUUGUUUUUUCCUGUCAUGCUUAAUGUUUUUGGAACUCUCAUAUCAGGGUUGUCGUGUAUAUUAGCUAAUAAUUGGGCAAAAUUAUUUGGUCCUUAGAAGCGGGAGCACUUAUUUGAAGGCGGGUGCUAAUUUAAACGUUUACAGUACAUGUGUUCCAAUUAAUUAAAAAAAGACCCUCUUCCCUCUCCUCUGUUUAGUUCUCUGGUCUAAUUAGCUACCAUUUGCACUCUGUUCGUUAGCUUAUUUGUUAAAUGCAUAAGGUCUUCCCACCAUUAUCCUGAGCAACGGAUGUACAGUACAAAACAACAACACUCAACAACACAGCUUCUAAAGCCAGAUGUAACGUCAAUGAUUCAGUUAAUUUGAUUUUUUAAUACUAAAUAACAAGGGGAGGCAGGUGCACUGUGAACUAACUGUAGUAUAAAAGUUUUGAAAUCUAUAAUUAUCUCAAAAAUUGAUCAACAGGUCAGCCUCGCAAAAGGUUGUUUGAAAAACCGUUGAUGUAAGAUUUGGUAAUAAACUUAACGCAGGAAGAAUCUUGCUUCAGUGUUAACCUGAGAUCAGGCUCUAUUUUUAUUUUACGCUUAGAUGUAAAUGGCCGCAAUAGAAAAACUACCAUUAUCAGUGCUACCACAAAACUUGUACAAUUAACUUCCUACUGCUCAAUGCGUUAGAGAGGAUUUAAGUUUAAAGAGAUUUAUUUUUUUAUAAACAGAUGCCGCAACUGCUUUUUUGGAGUGGAGUCAAAAUCAGCUUUGCUCAUGCUACAACAGUACCGCGAGCCAGUUAA
Porites evermanni is the source of this 11075-nucleotide messenger RNA. Lineage: Eukaryota; Metazoa; Cnidaria; Anthozoa; Scleractinia; Poritidae. The record is from the annotation of a GenBank genome assembly.